Striga hermonthica is the source of this 1068-nucleotide messenger RNA. The record is from the annotation of a GenBank genome assembly. Lineage: Eukaryota; Viridiplantae; Streptophyta; Magnoliopsida; Lamiales; Orobanchaceae.
AUGUUAACGUUGGGAGAUUUGAUUACUCAUGGUGAAGCUAAGGAGCAAGAAAGGGCAUUCUUUGUGUUCGGAGACUCUUUGGUUGACAACGGCAACAAUAAUUACUUGUUGACAACUGCUAGGGCCGAUGCCCCACCUUACGGCAUUGACCACCCGUCUCAUCGGCCGACGGGACGGUUCUCAAAUGGGCUUAACAUUCCCGAUAUCAUCAGUGAACACAUGGGUUGGGAGCCCACACUGCCAUACUUGAGCCCAGAGCUUAGAGGGCCCAAACUAAGAAUUGGUGCCAACUUUGCUUCUGCUGGUGUGGGUGUGCUUAAUGACACUGGAAUUCAGUUUGUUAAUAUAAUUAGGAUAUACCAACAACUGAAUUAUUUUAAGGAGUAUCAAGAAAGACUAGGAGCACUAAUAGGAGAAGAAGAGACCGAGAGAUUGUUGACCGACUCAUUGACUCUCAUCACAUUAGGUGGAAACGAUUUUGUCAAUAAUUACUAUUUGGUCCCUUACUCCGCAAGGUCUCGCCAAUUUACCAUCGACAAUUAUGUGCCCUUUGUCAUAUCCGAGUAUCAAAAGGUCUUGGAGAGACUUUAUAGCCUAGGGGCUCGUCGGGUGAUUGUGACGGGAACGGGCCCACUAGGGUGCGUCCCGGCUGAGCUGGCGUUGCAUAGUAGAAACGGUGAAUGUGCCGAAGAGCUGCAAAGGGCUGCCGAGCUAUUUAACCCUCAACUCGAGCGUAUGCUUAGGGAGCUCAAUGAUGAGAUUGGACACGAUGUUUUUAUUGCAGCUAAUACGAACCAAAUGCACAUGGAUUUCAUAUCCGAGCCUACACGUUUUGGAUUUAUUACCUCAAAGAUAGCUUGUUGUGGACAAGGCCCAUAUAAUGGGCUGGGCCUUUGCACACCACUCUCAAACUUGUGCCCAAACAGAGAUCUAUACGUCUUUUGGGAUCCGUUUCAUCCAUCAGAAAGGGCCAAUAGAAUGAUAGUACAGCAAAUAUUGGGAGGCUCUGAAGAGUACAUGAAGCCCAUGAACCUCAGCACUAUUAUGGCCUUGGAUUCAAAGGCUUGA